Messenger RNA from Caenorhabditis elegans, 1691 nucleotides. RefSeq names its product Protein-cysteine N-palmitoyltransferase HHAT (gene hhat-1). The record is from RefSeq and is marked reviewed. The transcript has 8 exons. Lineage: Eukaryota; Metazoa; Nematoda; Chromadorea; Rhabditida; Rhabditidae. The coding region runs from base 67 to 1626 and encodes 519 amino acids. Gene Ontology annotation, cellular component: membrane.
AAUGCCUCCCGACAGUCGACGGGAAGAUAGAACUAUACACGACAAGGACGAAGCUUCUAUCGGUCGAUGACACCUUCCCAUCCAGAAGUCCCUCCGCCACGUCAGAAACAAACCCUUUUUGAGUAUCCACCGCUUAAAGAAGUUCCGAUAUGCUUUGCGGUUACUGUAUGCACUAUGGCUUAUGCCUGGUAUGGAGUUUAUAGAGCAAGUCAGCAGUUUGAAUGGAGCAUUGGAGACUAUGGAAUUUGGAGUUCACCUCCAAUAAUUGGAAAUUUGACGGGACCCUUGAUGAAGGACGUCUCAAACUGGGAAUGGUCCCGUUGGUCACCGUUCGCACUCUCCUAUCUCCCAGUAUUUUUUGGUCAUUUCUUAGUUUUCAACAUUGGAUCCGCGAUUCUCCCAGAAUCUGCAUUCAUCCCAAUCUACACAUUAUGCUCGAUUGCAGCUGUUGCAUACAACUUUACGCCCUUCUUGGUGGCCGUGUCGAUGGCUCAAGGGACAGUUGUUUUCUUAACAGCUAUGUAUGCAAAAAAAACCUGGGCAGUAUGGCUAAGUGCACUUCCAGUGCUCUACGUGUCAAUGCAUGAGACAAAUUCUCUAUCGGACGAUCCUUUUCUCAUUUUCACAUUCCUAUCCUACUCCAUGAUUCACUACAUCUCAUAUUGCCUGGAGCACUUGAAGGGCGAGUCAAGAAAGGAGGAUGAUACAAUUUUAAAGAGAUAUUUGAGAAUGAUGUUUUUCGCUUUUUAUCAACCAUAUCUUUUUUCGUUGAUCGUGUUGUAUCCGGAUUUUGAACGUCAGUUAAGGGAAAGAAAAACCCGCCAACGAAACUGGCUAGAUUGUGCCUGGUCGGGAGUCCGAAUUGCGUUCUGGUGGUGGCUGAUGGAGGCCUCUCUCCAUUUCCUCUACCAUGAAGCCAUUUUAAAAAACGCUCCAUAUCUCUACUCUCUGCCGAAAGAUCAAUUUGUGGCUCUUGGCAUGGCGAUGGGCAUAUUUUUCCAUUUGAAGUACGCAGUCAUUUUUGGGCUUCCAACACUUUUUGCCAAGCUUGAUAAUAUGGAUCCACUUCCGGGCCCGAUUUGUUUGAUUCGGGUAACUUUGUACUCAAAGGUGUGGAGAGAGUUUGACCGCGGUCUUUAUCAAUUUUUCAAGACCUACAUUUUCAUCCCGAUCUGUGCUCCAACAUUUUCGUUGCCACGAAAAAUUUUCGGAGUUUUUAUCUCGUACGGUUUUGUGCUUCUUUGGCACGGAUUCUAUCAUCACAACAUUGUCUGGAUAGGAUUGAACAUCUUGGCCUUGUUCAUCGAGAUGGGAUCCAAGGCGAUCUACACAAUUGAAAGUGUUCGAAAGUGGCGGGAGGCUAAUCUAUCUGACGUGGCGUUCCGUAGAAUCUUGGCGUGGUGCCACAUUCUGCCAUUUGCCAUCGGCCUGUACUCCAACUUUUACUUCCUUGGAGGUUCAGAUGUUGGAGCGGCAUUUGUGCAAAGAUUUUUGAUAGAAGAGACUAUUACGUUUAGGUGGCCAUUCUUAUUAAUUAUCAGCUUGGGAUGGUUCCAUGCAAAUACCGCUAUGGAAGUUGAUAGGCUUAAGAGCCUGGAAAAGAGCAAAAAGGAGAAGAGUAAUUAAUAUUUGAUUUGCCAAAUAAAUUCUGGUUCAAUAUAUUUGUAAAUAAAGAAUAAACUAACUAGAAA